AUGGUGCUUCUCCCAUCGACGCAUGGGAGCGAAAAGGCCACGACUGUACCUAGCGUGGCUCCCAAAAUUGUGGUUCAGGACAAAGAGUACUCCCGGGCAAAAUUAAGCCUGCGUACCACAGCUCUCGACCUACUCAAGAUCAAACUGGGUAAGGAUGCUUAUCUACUCGAUCAUAUCCCUCUGAGCAAGGUGAGCAUGGUUAAGGGCAAUCAGAUGUUCCCACUGUCUCCUUACCGCAUCUGUGUUGGCUUGGAUAAGGUUCAGAGUCAAAAUCAAAGCUGCAAGAUCUCGGCUUUUAUUGCAGAAAAAGCGCGUCAAGAUGGGUCAGUCGAAAUCAAAUUUUACGGUGAAGACAAAGACGGCAAGAUGCACCAGCACUCCUGCGAAAAGAUGGAUCGGUCUGGGCAAUGGCUCGACAUGUUCGACAUAGGCACGAAGUCCAAGACCAUUGUUCUGAUCAAGUGCUAUCUUGCCUUGAAGGGCGUUCCGUUACCCAAGGACUUGACAUUCAGUGAUAGCUUCCUCACGACCCUGAAGCGUAUAUGCCGGUACUAUUUGGGGCGCAGUAAGUCAAACUCUCCUCCCAGCGUAUGCGAAAGAGCAAGAUCUAUCGUGCUUUCUCCGCCAGCCUACAAAGGCGCCAUGAUGGCGCGUAAGAGCGAACCGUGUGGACCGCGUGGACAGACCUUUAGCCUGCGUCCUACAGCUUUUGCGCAGACUUCAGAUGGAGGCAAGGAUAAGAAGGCGGUGCAGGUUGAGAAUGGUUCUCCAGUAGCUUCCGCUGAAGUGCCAGUCGUUGGUGGUGCCCUGGACCAGAAGAAGAGCGAUGUUACCAAUAAGCACCGACCCGUUGUGCAUGCGCCUAUGCCUAAAGUCAUGAAAGUUCCAGGAUCACCUAGAAAGUCAUCGGCAACUCGAUCCCAAGCAACGGGAGACAUUUCGCAGCCGGUAUCGUCUAUCGUGAGUGUUAACACCGAAGAGAAUAAGACUGCUUUUGCAGUCCGAUCACCAAAAGUGCGAUCCAACUCGCAGAAAUCCUUCAAACAGCUGUCUGCCAGACCUGUGACUUUCGUGUCAGCAGCACCGCAAGAUAAGCCUGUCACCACGAAGGCUCCUCAACCAGAAGUACAUACACAUGGGCAGCAAGCUUCAACGACUGGGUUGGCAGGUUACCAAACUUUGCAGGGCCAGAUGGUUGAGAUCGAGGAUACGCUUGAGCGCAUCGAAUCUACUGCACAAGAGAAUAAGAGAAAGUACGACAGACUCCGAGACAACAAGAAGCACGAUAUCGACGUAAUGAUGAGAGAACGACACAAAAUUGAGAUCGGAUUGAUGCUUGAGCAGUUGGAGCAAAAGCACAAAGCUGAGAGAGCUGCGGAAAAGACAGAGUAUGACUCGCUAGUAGAGGAGUAUAGGUCUCAUAAAGAGACAAUUGAGAAGCAGCGCGGGAAAGCAAUGCAGCGAAGAGAGGCAGCGAAAGAGGAUCUCAAACGCAAAAGAGAAGGUCUUUCGCGUAAGGAUCUGCUAGACUGCCUUGAUGCAUGCGAUGAGAGGCAUCGGUCGCAGAAACGCAGAAAACCCUGA
Molecule: messenger RNA, 1584 nt
Organism: Ascochyta rabiei
Lineage: Eukaryota; Fungi; Ascomycota; Dothideomycetes; Pleosporales; Didymellaceae
Exons: 4
Coding region: 1-1584 (527 amino acids)
Source: RefSeq, a predicted model, not a curated record